Molecule: messenger RNA, 2354 nt
Organism: Maylandia zebra (zebra mbuna)
Lineage: Eukaryota; Metazoa; Chordata; Actinopteri; Cichliformes; Cichlidae
Source: RefSeq, a predicted model, not a curated record
UCGACACCAAUAAAGAACGAAAGAUGAGCUCAAUUUCGAAAACUAAAGAAGAGAAAUGUUACAACUCCACUUUUAAUCUUGUAGAUAGAGAGGAUGUAUUAGACUUCUACUGUGAUGGUUUCGCGUCUGGAAAAGCUCUGAUGUCCUGCGGUCAUGCUGUGACCCCAUCCUCUCUAACCAACUGGUGUCUUUGGUUGUUGGAGGAGGGUGAAAGCAACUUUGUGUGUGCUCUACCUGGUUGUGAUAUCAUAUGGCCUUACGAAGAGGUUUGUAAAAUGGCUCUUUUGACUGAGGAAAAGGAGUACUUUGGACAAACCAUGGCCUUGAAUGCUAUGAAGCAUCAUUUUGAUUACAAAUUAUGUCCUGGAUGCAGUUCAUCUGUUGUGAGAAAGGAUGUAUCUAACCUGAGUGUCUGCUGCAGCUGGUGCAGCAAAGAAAAAGACAGAACCUAUGAGUUCUGUUGGCAGUGUUUGAAGGAAUGGAAGGGUCCACGGCCUCGGUCAGACCGCUGUGACAAUGUUGGCUGCUCCAACGAAACACUUCAAAUAUUGAAAAACUGUGAAGAUAUCAUCUUUGAGUCUGUGAAUAAUGUCAGUGGUUGUCCCUGCAUCCGUGCUUGUCCCACCUGUGGCGUGCUGGUGGAGCAUAACAAAAAGUGUAAAAAUAUUGUCUGCCCAACAUGUAAGAAGGAGUUCUGUUUUGUGUGCCUGAAACUCACAAGUGAAUGUGCAGGAAAAAGAGGAAUGCAUUUCGGACCUUGUGCCGAUGGUAUGGUGGCCCCAAGACAGACCUCUAUACCUACGUGGCAAAAGCAAUAGAUUUAACAGCGUCUUUUUUCUCUCUCUCUUCUUUGUUUGCUUUGCUCUGUUUUCCAUCAAUCUCUGAUUUUGAAAUGGCAUCCCUUUAUUUUAAACAUGUUUUGUAAAAUCUUGUGUAAAACUCUGUCUAUUCAGCAUCACAAAGUAUUGAAAUUGUUAUGAAAAGAAAGCAAGAUAGAAUCUGUGGUUUUCUCUGUAGGAGUGUAGGCUCUUUACCUUAUAAUAUAAAGUUCCCUGAGAUGACUGUUGUUGUGAUUUGCCACUAUAUGAAUAAAACAGAAUUGAAUUGAAUUAAGUUGAAAGUCUUAUGUCUAUAUUAUUAGGCUCAGAAACUGAAAAAGUUAGAAAAACUAACUCUGGUUUUGAAACUUCAGUAACAGAAAGUUCAGUGUUUGUAGAGGCUGCAUGCUUUUCCCUCUCCUUCCCCUGUCCUUUCAGUUUUCUCGAGAACGUUGCCAAUUGGUUCAUUUGGUUUUCACCGGUUAUCCUUUCACCUAUUUUAAUGAAAGUAAACACCGAACCUGUCCUCUACACACACCACAGAAUGCCCGCCAUUUUGUUUUAAUUUAAUCUUUAUCACUUUCAGUUUCUCUCCAGCAGUUAUGAGAAGUCAUGUGACUACAGAUUAGCAGCCGUGAUUAUUUUAUACACUUUUAUUUUACUUAAUCCCUGUUAGUGCUGUUGGGAGUCGAGGUUUAUGCAUUUAUUUUAUGACUUAUGGGUUUUAUUGCACUACUUUUGGAACCUGGCACCAUGUAGUCAAACUAUACCUGAUCUAACUCUGGGUGGAUUAUCUUACUUGGAGAGUUUGUGGGUUUAAAAAUGGUAAAUGGCCUGUAUUUAUAUAGCGCUUUACUAGUCCCUAAGGACCCCAAAGCGCUUUACAUAUCCAGUCAUCCACCCAUUCACACACACAUUCACACACUGUUUAUUGUGUUGCUUUUGCCAUUGUGGUGUUCUGAAUGUGCAUCAAACUGGAUGUUAAACUGGAUGUUAAAAUGCUUUAUUUUUUGUAUUGUUAUACAACCUGUCAGAGUUUUACCGCUGAUACUGCUGGAUAAACAGAAACUCUCUCAGGAAAGAGGUCACACAGAGCUCAAGGUUUCACUCGCGAGACGGAAGUAGUUGUCUUCAACCCACUUCAACUUGCUUCCCCCUGCAGGUUGUUUUUAUUGUUUACACACAUGGAUAUUCAUAAAGCUUGUUGCUGUAUUAACUAAGACAAAUUACUAUAUAUGGUUACAAAGUGUGUUGUGCAAGCGUGGUUAUACGAUGUGAGUGCAGCCCUCCCAGGAUGUUGUCGUUAUCUUGUCCCGCCAGGUGGCUUCCUUCAUUGAAUAGAGUCUGUUCUUCUCAAGGCUGCUUAAUCCCUUUAUGGAGGUCGUGUACAUACACAUAUUCAUGGGUUACAUAGGAAGCAAACAAAAGUAUUCUAGCUUUUUAAAUGGCAAUGUGUAGCUUUUAAAUGGCAAUGUGUAGCUUUUAUGUAGUUACUAUGGACUUACUGCAUACAUAUUAUUACAAUUUGGGCUAUAA